GAGACGGCAGCCGUUAUCUCCAUGUCAGCUAACGCUUUCGACGGCCGUAAAAUACCAGAGGCCAGCUACGCUGUUUCCUUUUUCUGAUCUUCUCCCUUCUGCGUCUCCCUCCUUGAGCUGGUGGCGGCGGCCCCGCGUCGUUUCCCUCGGACCUUGGCGGCCUCCUCUUGAUUCGUAGAGCGAAACCGACUGCUCUCGCUCCGUCCGCAUUUCUUGGUAGUUGAGGGAUGGACGGGUUCAAGGAAUCAGGGCUUCGUGAGGUCGGAUCCUACGCUUCUAAUGCGGAGGCGGAUGACCUUGAUCUGUCGCGGCUCCCUGACAAGCCUAAGCUCAGCAUCGAGCGGCAAAGGUCGUUCGACGAGAGAUCAAUGAGCGAGCUCUCGAUCAAUGUAAGAAACCUUGAGAACUAUGACAGUUUGUACUCCCCUGUAGGGUUUAGGUCCGGGUUUGACACUCCUGCUUCAUCGGCUCGCCAAUCCUUUGAGCCGCAUCCGAUGAUUGGCGAGGCAUGGGAGGCGCUACGGAAGUCAUUGGUGUAUUACAGAGGGCACCCUGUAGGCACUAUUGCGGCUAAUGAUCAUGGCUCAGAGGAGCUCCUAAACUAUGAUCAGGUCUUUGUUCGUGAUUUUGUACCAAGUGCACUUGCUUUUCUAAUGAACGGAGAACCGGAGAUAGUCAAAAACUUCCUUUUGAAAACUCUCCGCCUUCAAGGUUGGGAAAAGAAGAUUGAUCGCUUCAAGCUGGGUGAAGGAGUCAUGCCAGCAAGCUUCAAAGUGCUGCAUGAUCCUGCUCGAAAAACAGAUACUUUGAUUGCUGACUUUGGUGAAAGUGCAAUUGGAAGAGUUGCACCGGUUGACUCAGGAUUCUGGUGGAUUAUUCUCCUUCGUGCUUAUACGAAGUCCACUGGGGAUUUAUCUCUUGCAGAAACACCUGAUUGCCAAAAAGGAAUGAGGCUUAUAUUAGCUUUAUGUUUGUCUGAGGGCUUUGACACAUUUCCAACCCUCCUUUGUGCUGAUGGAUGUUCAAUGAUUGAUCGAAGAAUGGGUGUAUAUGGUUAUCCUAUUGAAAUUCAAGCCCUUUUCUUCAUGGCCUUGAGGUGUGCUUUGUCGAUGCUCAAACAUGAUGCCGAAGGGAAAGAAUUCGUGGAACGGAUAGUGACACGACUGCAUGCGUUAAGUUACCAUAUGAGGAGUUAUUUUUGGUUCGAUUUCCAGCAACUAAAUGAUAUAUACCGCUACAAAACAGAGGAGUACUCUCACACAGCAGUCAACAAAUUUAAUGUGAUCCCCGAUUCAAUUCCAGAUUGGGUGUUUGAGUUCAUGCCUACUCGAGGUGGCUAUUUUAUUGGUAAUGUCAGUCCAGCAAGGAUGGAUUUUCGAUGGUUUGCAUUGGGAAAUUUUGUUGCCAUUUUGUCAUCUCUUUCUACACCAGAGCAAUCUAUGGCUAUUAUGGAUCUAAUCGAAGAGCGUUGGGAAGAACUGCUCGGUGAAAUGCCUCUCAAGAUAACCUAUCCUGCGAUUGAGAACCACGAGUGGCGAAUCAUCACUGGCUGUGAUCCUAAGAAUACCAGAUGGAGUUAUCACAAUGGUGGAUCUUGGCCAGUUCUCCUUUGGCUGCUUACUGCAGCCUGUAUCAAAACUGGUCGACCACAAAUUGCUCGACGUGCAAUAGAGCUCGCGGAGAGCCGGCUAUUAAAAGAUGGCUGGCCGGAGUACUACGAUGGCAAAUUAGGGAGGUAUGUAGGAAAACAGGCUAGGAAGUUCCAGACAUGGUCCAUUGGGGGUUACUUGGUUGCGAAGAUGAUGCUCGAAGAUCCAUCCCAUCUUGGAAUGGUUUCUCUCGAAGAGGACAAGGCAAUGAAGCCUCUGAUAAAGAGAUCGAAUUCAUGGACUUGUUGAGAAGUUUAUGUUUUAAUAGAGACAUUCUUUUUUUAUCGAAUCCCCUACAAUAUCGAUCAUCAAUUCUCAUCCUUCAUGAUUCUUACAAAGAAGGUUUCCUUCUGUAUAAUACAUGCAACUGCAAUACAUUCAUUUGCGAUUCUUACAAA
This is a messenger RNA of Zingiber officinale, 2047 nucleotides long. Its product is annotated as probable alkaline/neutral invertase D. The coding region runs from base 228 to 1898 and encodes 556 amino acids. The record is from RefSeq and is a predicted model, not a curated record. Gene Ontology annotation, biological process: sucrose catabolic process. NCBI's taxonomy places the organism in Eukaryota, Viridiplantae, Streptophyta, Magnoliopsida, Zingiberales, Zingiberaceae. The transcript is spliced from 5 exons. Gene Ontology annotation, molecular function: sucrose alpha-glucosidase activity; endo-alpha-N-acetylgalactosaminidase activity.